Molecule: messenger RNA, 267 nt
Organism: Hydatigera taeniaeformis
Lineage: Eukaryota; Metazoa; Platyhelminthes; Cestoda; Cyclophyllidea; Taeniidae
Source: the annotation of a GenBank genome assembly
GAUGACUUCGACAAUGGACCCUCGGCACUAGCAGCUGCGCGUGCGGAGACCGCAUCGGUGCUCACAGAACUGGCUAAUCAACAAGCGGAGUGCGCGGCCCUGAGCGCGAAGCACCGACACCUGGAGAAUUUGGUGCGAGAGCUUCGACGUGACAACACGGAGCUGCGCGAACAGAUCGCUCGUGUCAAUGACGAGGCGGAGGAUGAGAAUUCCCUCGCGGAAAGUGAUAAACACACUCGUGCCCAAUCGCUACAGGUUAGUCAGUAG